AUGCACACGAUGCUCCUUUUAAGCCUCUCCCUAUUGGUCUCCGUCGCGUUUUCCCAACUCGCGACGGACUGUGUAGCACUCCCGAAGAAUGCCGACCUACUGGCCGCCGGACCGCAAAGCACGCUCCCCGACCCAUUCCUCAUGUUCAACGGUGAUCGCGUCACCCGGAAAUCACAGUGGAACUGCCGUCGACAGGAACUCAUGGAAAUCUUCCAACGAACUGUUUACGGGAAAGUCCCCGGUCCACCCGAGGCGCUCACCACCCGGCUCAACGGGACUGACCUAGUCAUCGAUAUCACUCAUGGGGAGGAAUCCAUCUCGUUCUCCGUCAACAUAACACUUCCCCGAAUAGGCAUACCCCCGUACCCAGCCAUCAUCGCAUUCGGGGGCAUGACCAUCCCAGUGCCGGAUGACGUUGCGGUGAUAAUCUAUAAAAACGAUGAAAUCGCCAGGAUCGCGUCAUCCUAUAACUCGGGCAAAUUCUAUACCCUAUACGGAACGGAGUUUGACGCCGGUCUCAUGGCAGCCUCCGCGUGGGGUCUCUCUCGCGUCAUCGACGCACUCGAACUUACGCCCGAGGCCGCGAUCGACGCGCGCCGAUUAGCGACCACGGGCUGCUCGCGCAACGCCCGAGCCGUGCUCUUGGCCGGAGCCUUUGACGAAAGGCUGGCUCUCACCAUCUCGCAGGAGGCGGGGGUGGGCGGGGACGCGUGUUGGAGGAUCGCCGAGUGGGAAAAACAGCAAGAGAGAUUCAGCAUAUGCGACACGCAGUGCGACGAGCCGCCCGACGGCCUUGGCCGAGCUUUCGGCAACUUCUCCAGGGACCCGGAUAGCUUGCCCGUGGAUCAGCACGAGUUGGCUGGGUUGAUCGCUCCGAGGGCUCUCUUGGUUCUGCAGGCGGAGGCGGAUUGGCUUCGACCGCGUGCGUCGUUCGCCUGCAUGGUGGGUGCUCGCCGGGUGUGGGACGCUCUGAAUGUGUCGGAUCACAUGGCAGUUUCGAUGGCGGGCGGUCACGGCCAUUGCGUGUUUCCGGAGAGACAGCGGACUCUGCUUGAUGCCUAUAUUCGCAAGUUCCUCGUUCGGAGUGAUGAGCCAUCCGGCGACACGGACUUGCUGGAGGGGCUAGGAGACUCUAGUACACGACCAGUAAAUAUUCUUGAGUGGGUGCAGUGGGAGACACCAAGUCUAGAGGAUUGA
Parascedosporium putredinis is the source of this 1197-nucleotide messenger RNA. The record is from the annotation of a GenBank genome assembly. NCBI's taxonomy places the organism in Eukaryota, Fungi, Ascomycota, Sordariomycetes, Microascales, Microascaceae.